This is a messenger RNA of Pocillopora damicornis (cauliflower coral), 1695 nucleotides long. Its product is annotated as tyrosinase. The record is from RefSeq and is a predicted model, not a curated record. Gene Ontology annotation, molecular function: tyrosinase activity. NCBI's taxonomy places the organism in Eukaryota, Metazoa, Cnidaria, Anthozoa, Scleractinia, Pocilloporidae. Gene Ontology annotation, biological process: melanin biosynthetic process; pigmentation.
CUACAAGUGCACAGUUAACAAGCUAGUCGAUCAGGGAGUCGAUCAUAAAAUGGGUUACCCCAGCAUCGCAUACCUUGUCUUUGUCGUCGUCAUUUUACCCUGGGUUGAAGGCCAGUUUCCCAGAGUCUGUACUGACCGGGACAGCCUGAGAGACAAGACAUGUUGUCCCGUCCCCAAAGGCUUCACCACACUAUGUGGCUGCGAUGGAGACAGAGGAAAGUGCCAGGAAGUGACCAUUCGUGAUUGGACAUUCAAGUACAGCCAUUACCGACCGUUCCAGAUGGAGGACGAGAGACACAACUGGCCGCGUGCUCUUUACAAUAAAGUCUGCAUAUCCAAUGCAAACUAUGCAGGUUACGAUUGCAGCAAAUGCGCAUUUGGUUACUAUGGCAAGAACUGCACGCAGAAGAAAAAUUUGAUACGAAGAAAUUUUCUGAACCUAACAGCCGAGGAGAAAGAUCGAUUCAUGAGAUACGUUAACAUGUCCAAGCACUAUGUAAGUGACUUCGUGGUUACGUCUACUUCUUACAAGAAGAUAAACAAAACCGUUAUGGAGGGUGGCGACCCAAAGUCCUACUUUUAUGAUGUCACUAACUAUGACCUGUUCACGUGGAUGCAUUACUAUGCGGCAAGUGACACCAUUUUACCUCAUGAUGUCACUGAAUCUGAUAUCGACUUCGCACACGAUGGUCAGGGAUUUCCCACAUGGCAUCGGUUGUACAUGUUGGCAUGGGAGAGAACCUUGCAGGAAAUUGGAGGAGAUGAAGAAUUUGCCCUUCCUUUCUGGGACUGGACUGGGAAUCCCACUCAAUGCGACCCUACAAUUUGCUCUGAAGAGCUCCUUGGUGUAACAAACCAAACUACUGGCAUCGUGAGGGACAAAUACUUGGAUAACUGGUACGUCCUUUGCACCAGCGAACAAACCAAUGCCCUAAAAAAGCCGUGUUACCCUAACAUAACAAGAGCUGGAUUGAAACGGGACACAGAUGAUGAGAAGGAGAAGAAAGUGAAGGAACAAGGAUAUACUAUGACAUUUCCAACACAAACAGAAGUUAACUUUGCGCUCCGUUUUGAAACCUUCGACUUCCCACCCUACAAUAAAGAGUCUAGCUGCAAUUUUAAAAACAUCUUAGAGGGUUAUGUUAGCACCAAAACUGGUUUUCGCCUUCCUAACGUCCACGGCUUGCACAACCAGGUCCACAUAGUUGUUGGAGGAGAAAUGGGGGACGUACCUUCAGCAUCAAACGACCCGAUCUUUCUUCUUCAUCACGCGUUUGUGGAUCGUAUUUAUGAAAAAUGGUUGCGGAAGUUUAAUAAGGAUGCGAAUGUGCUAUCUACUUACGAUGCACCCAUUGGUCACAACAGAGAUGACGUCAUUGUGCCUUUGUUUCCGGUUUACACUCACCAACAGAUGUUCAAGAAAUCUUUCGAGUUCGGUUAUGAUUACCAAGACGUCGAUGAAAAAGGCAGGUCUCCUGAUGACGAGAAAGAAGAUGAAUCAAAGUAUUUGGGAGAUUGUCCACAGCCUGACUGUUACCCUAACCUUCCUAAAUCUGGAGCGCCUGGAAAGCUAAUGUGUUGGUGGCUGAUGUCAGUCAUGUUAGUAUGGCAGCUAUUGUUGGCUGAUUGAAGACAGAAAGUGGAGAGAAUUAGCCUGCUUUAGGCUCUUUAGGAAGUGGAGAUGCGUGAAAUAGA